Messenger RNA from Bactrocera tryoni, 406 nucleotides. RefSeq lists its product as uncharacterized. Lineage: Eukaryota; Metazoa; Arthropoda; Insecta; Diptera; Tephritidae. The record is from RefSeq and is a predicted model, not a curated record. The coding region runs from base 44 to 406 and encodes 120 amino acids. The transcript has a single exon.
AUGACUUCAAGCAACAAGUAAAAGAAACAAUCAGUGAUAAGAAAUGUCAAAAGAUAAUUUAAAACAAAAUGCAACAACAACAACAACAGCAGAAACCACGCUCAACUACGAGGCACCAAGAACACCACCAAUGGCACCAUCACCAGCUUUUGAAGUAACACCCUCAAUAUUAGCGAUAUCGGCCAUAAGAACCCCACAAAUGCUUCCACCAGCCUAUGCACCCUCUUACACCUACCGCCACCCCUUGAAUAUACAUAUUGUCGGUGGCAUACAAGCGCCAUCGGUAGGGCCAAGCGCUCAAGAGCUCACCUGUCCGCGUUGCCUGCAGCAUGUUCGGACGCUGGUCGUAUACGAACCAACACAUGGCCGACUUUGUAUGAGCAUUUGCGCGUUGCUAUGCAUGUGA